This is a messenger RNA of Drosophila miranda, 2248 nucleotides long. RefSeq lists its product as uncharacterized. Bases 179 to 1939 code for a protein of 586 amino acids. The record is from RefSeq and is a predicted model, not a curated record. The transcript is spliced from 4 exons. NCBI's taxonomy places the organism in Eukaryota, Metazoa, Arthropoda, Insecta, Diptera, Drosophilidae.
CAGAGUGAAUGAUUACCAAGUUAACAAUACUUCAGUCAUCUGUAUUAACGUUGUUGCCUACAUAGACACAUCGAUAUGUAUUACAACAAGAUAGCAAAAUGGGAGUACUUCAGAUACAGAGCUUACUAGUUAGUGCAAGUAGUCUUUUGUAGUCUGCAGCAAAAAGGUAUUGACCAAUAUGUUGGGGAAAGUGAAAGUUAAUAUUUUUGUCAUUUACAUGACAAUAGGCAUCACUUUUGUACUAGUUAACAUAACUGCAUCUUCUACCUACAUUGGACCGAGUAGACAGAUGUGGCCUGUAGAUCCCCCACAUUACAUGUUCUACAGACAACAACCAAAUGCUUUGAGAAAAUUCUAUUGGUACAAUGCCAGGACUCCAAUUUUAGUUGGAAAAAUGCGAUUAAAAAACUUUAUGCGUAAUAUCCACAUGCUACCCAGAUAUGUACAUUCUCCUACACCAUACCAUGAUAUAUAUGGAUCUUCCAAAAGAAGCGUCUUCAGAAAUGUUAACACUGUUCCAACUACGCCAACAACUACAACGGACUACAGCCUGGGCCCCAUCAACCCCUUUGUACCUCUGACAGCAGGAACGAUUCCCAAUCCUGAAUUUUCAAAGGGCGUCGAGAAUAAGAGGAAUUACUCGGACUUUUCAAAUAAUGGCUGGUCCUUAUGCCAAGAAAGUAUAACAAAUACAAGAACACCAGAUGACUGUUUCAAGAAUACUUUAAAUCGUUUUCCAAGAGAGGAAUAUACUCGCAGCUUAAAUAGCGUGGCCAGCGAUUUAGCACUGACAACAACUAGCCUUCCAUACUUAAAUUAUAUUACUCACACCUACUUUACCCUUGAUGAUGUGAUUCUACCUCGUUCAGGGAAUAGGUUUACAGACAAUUCAGCAAAAGAAACCAAUGAUUAUCGUCUGAAACCAAUUAUUAUAACAACUGAAAUGCCCCCUUCCAUUACUACUGAGGUUCUUCAGACUACAACUAAAGCGAUACCAACGACAGAAGCGACGAUCCCGAUCCCGAUACAGACAACAAUGACCGUUUUUGAUGUCGAGUACAGCAGCAGCGCGAAUCCCGUUAUCUCUACAGAAACAACUGAAUUCCCACUUAUAUUAGAAAAUUACAAAAAUUGGACAACAGUGCAAACAAUCAAAGAAAAUCCAUCUUACUUACCAAUUGUAACAACAGAAUCCUUUAAACCCAUCCUAAAACCGGAAAAAGUUAGAAAAAAUAUGACAUCAAUAAUGCGGAGAAAAUUAAAAUCACUAAAACUACAUUUCAAAAAUAUUGUAACCACAAAAGAAACCCCGAAAUACCGACAAAAUAAGACCGAAAUAGCUAGUAGUGACAAUUAUAAUAAAUUAAAUGAAACGUCAACGUCCACGAUUCCAGCGACGAUGAGGACUAAGCUAAAGCGGACAUUUAGAAAAGCCCGCAUUAUAACAUCAACAAAAAAAACUCCCGUUGAAAUUACACGCAACAUUACUGAAACAAGUAAUUUUAAACUGAAGCAAAAAAAAACAAGCAGGAUCUUUCAAAGACGGAAACAAUUAAAUACUACAAUUUUGCCCGAACCGUUAAAGAAUAUUACAAGUGAAAAUGACUUUAGCAGCAAAUUUAAACGUCGUUCAACUGCUACAACUCGCAAGUCCAAGACAAUUGAAGAUACCGAACACGCACACGUACGCAACUCAACGAAAUCUAGCAACAGUAAUGGUCUUCGAUCACGGGCAGACGGAAUAAUAGAAGACAAAGCAACGUUGGUCACAGAAUCGGCUAUUAUGACUAUAUCUAGCGGCAACAUUAAGCUGAAACAACCAAUAUUGAAACUAAAGUCACACACGCACAGCGGAAAAAAGAUAAAUUACAUAGAAAAUGAUACCGUAAUUCCGUCCCUUCCAAUUGAAGUUUAUUUUAAAAAAGUUAACCAACAAUAAGAAAACAGUUACAAUUACAUAUACAUGUCAAUAUUUAAAAUAACAGAGAUAUUAUUUCGCACCUUUCAAACGUUAGUUUUAUUCAUGUAUUUGCUGAAUUAAAUAAUUUAGGAAACUAUCGUCAAUUCGAAUUAGUUUAGUUUCAUCGUUCCAAAAAAUGAUAAUCUAUCGGAUGAGCACAUUAAGAAAAAUUCAGAGUGGCAUUGGGCAUUCCUGUUUUGUUGAUUAUCGACCGGAAACAAAACGUGAGUCUCAUUCGAUAGCAGGGUUCUUUCGUUUUACAUCUUCGGUUGGAACAGUCGCUUGAUU